Molecule: messenger RNA, 814 nt
Organism: Salvia splendens (bonfire salvia)
Lineage: Eukaryota; Viridiplantae; Streptophyta; Magnoliopsida; Lamiales; Lamiaceae
Product: trafficking protein particle complex subunit 4
Exons: 4
Coding region: 129-554 (141 amino acids)
Biological process (GO): endoplasmic reticulum to Golgi vesicle-mediated transport
Cellular component (GO): TRAPP complex
Source: RefSeq, a predicted model, not a curated record
AAUCAUUACCCGGGGAAGGUUGACGAGCGUGCCGUGGGGGAGAGGAGGAGGCGAUUUUAUAUACUUUGCUUCUGAGAUCGUGUAUAAACUGAGCUCAUAAACCUCAGAUCGGAGUAACCCACAAUUCCAUGGCGGCGAUUUACAGCCUCUAUAUCAUCAAUAAAUCCGGCGGUCUCAUUUUCUAUAAGGAUUAUGGAUCAGCCGGAAGAAUGGAUACUAACGACAGUUUGAGGUUAGCGAGUCUCUGGCACUCGAUGCACGCCAUCUCGCAGCAGCUCUCUCCCGUUUCCGGCUGCUUUGGAAUCGAGCUUCUUCAGGCUGAUACUUUCGAUCUUCACUGUUUCCAGUCUCUUACUGGUACUAAAUUCUUUGUGGUCUGUGAGCCUGGAACUCAGCAUAUGGAGAAUCUCUUGAAACAUAUAUAUGAGUUAUACACAGAUUAUGUCUUGAAGAACCCUUUCUAUGAGAUGGAGAUGCCAAUUCGAUGCGAGUUGUUUGAAAUAAGUUUGGCACAGGCUGUACAGAAGGAGCGAGUCUCCUUAUUGGGCAGAUGAUCUGCAACAUCAUAACCUGCUACCAGGCUUUCUUGUGUUCAUGCUCGUUCUAUAGCAAGCUCGUUUCGAUUAUUUUCUGGUUCUGUUUGAAACCCAUGAUAGAAGGUAAGGUGAUUCAGUUUUAGAAAACACAGAUUUGUAUAUGCACAUGCUUCCUGUCGAGGCCGAUUGUUUUAAAUUUCAGAAUUCUGAACUCGUGCUGAGCAUGGGAAAUGCAUGUUUAUUUUCGGAAUUAAUCUAUGGAUCCAUAUUAUGAGUAA